AUGAAGAUAACGACUGCAAUCAUUAUGAAAUCAGGGUGUGAUGAAAUGAUCCAGAUGUAUGGCAUGUUCGAGCUCAACUCAGGCACUGUGGUCGCCCUAACGAGCAAUGUAAACAUUGAUAGCAUUAAUGUGGCUUUGUACUACACAUGCCAAAUGAGCUGUAGGCCGAUACAAUUUAUGGACAAAUACGAGGAAGCAAAUAAGCAGAUAAGAAGACCAUGCAUAGUACAUACUCCUGCCAAUAUCUUGAUGAACAUCUUCUAUGGAGACAAAGACGAUGACAAAAAUGAAAACCUAUUAGAAGCGGCGUAUGGAUUAGUUAAUAAAGUGAUAGCCAUCAUCUACUUUGCCUCCAUAGCGUUUCACGCAAGCAGAUUCUUCGAAUUCAACUACAAGCCAGUCACCGUCACGUCACGUCUGACGUCAUGUAAUACACCGUCACAUGACCUCCACCACAACGCAACCACCGAAAAUGAUGUUUCACAGUUGCGUCUCGAGACUUCAGGAUUGCGUCUCGAGACUUCAGAGUUGCGUCUCGUGACUUCUGACCAAAUAGAUUCCAUCAUCGAACUUCAGCAACAUCGCCAGCAGCAUCAUCAUACUUAUCAGAAGAAGAAUAAAAAUUUGAAUGAUAACAACAACGUUGGUUACAGAAAUGUUAAUGGGAAAUAUCUGAAUGGAAAUAAUUUAAAUUUUUCUUCAAAUAAUAAUAUUAAUAAUAAUAAUAAUAAUAAUAAUAAUAAUAAUAAUAAUAAUAAUGGUCAUAGAAAUAAUAAUAAUAAUAAUAACGAAAAAGACAAGAUAGCCGGCAAACAUGUAUUUAACAAAAUCUCAAAUGAAUAUUACAACAGGAAUGUUCAAAAUAUCAAGAUUGGUGAAAUUCGAAACAUCAGUUAUCAAAAAGUUAGGAAAAAGACUAAGAGACAUCGCAUUAAUGACGCUCAAAUACAUGACGACUACUUCAAUGUUAAUUAUAACACUAAUGAUACAAUUACAUUCAACAAACACAAAACUAACAAAAGUUUCACGCUGCCCGAUUCGGAAGAAGCAAGCAAACGAAACGAACAAGGUGCUGUGAGACGUCACAUUAACAUGAUGAAGAUCAAAAAACUAAUGUUACGUUACGAAUACAAUGGCAGGAAUGUAACAAAGGAAACGUCUUUCAACCAGCGAUUUUAUUUUAAUCCUGUUUUUUCAAAAGACAGAGUUAAAAGAUCGAAACCAUCAUCAUCGCCGUACCGUUUGAUAUCAUCAUCAUAUCUCCCGUCAUCUUCUUUAUAUCCAUCUGACAGUUUGCCACAACCUCAAACACGUAUUAAAACUGCACUCAUCUCAACACCGGAUGUUCCUCUAAAAACACCUACUUUGCUUUCAACGUCGUCUUCAACAUCAUCAUCUUCAUCAUCAUCAACAACAUCCACAUCAAUAUCCUUUUCAUCAUCGUCGUCGUCGUCAACUUCAUCUUUUGCGUCAUCUAUAGCGCCAUCAAUCGCUCCAUCACUUUUUUCAUCAGCAUCUCAGACAACUAUCCUCCCGGCAAUGAAAGAUGAAUUUUCUCCAGCGCUUGUUGUGAUAGCCUGCCGCAGAGAACUAACAUCGAUAAUUGAGAUGAACAAAGAAAUCUACUACAACACUUACUACUGGGCUCGCGUCAUCUUUGUCCACAUCCUUCCCUGUGCCUCGCUCGUCAUACUCAACACAUUUCUCAUCCUCGCUCUCAGGCAGGCGAGUGCACGUCGUUGCAGAUUGUUGCAGCAACACCACAACAGGCAACCGUCUCUGUCUCAGUCGAAUCUCAAUCAAAACAUGAUUAAAAUCAACCAAGAAAAUAAUUUAAAAAUAAAUCUUAAAUCUGAUGGCUGUCAGCUGGUGGAACACAAACUGAUCUGUGAUAUGAGAUACGUUAAUGUUGCUGAAAGUGAGGCUACCAAAGUCGAACAAAUUAAGAACAGCAGUGGUUCUUCGGACAAAAAUGAAAAGCAUGAAAAUGUGGUGGCUCCUACAGAAACCCUAGCAGAGUCGACACUCAAACAUCAUACGACUGUUGGAGACCAAGGUGAAUUAGUAGGAAAAAUUGUCAAAACCACAACCACAACAUUCGCUACAAAAACGACCGCCGCAUCAAUGAUCACAAUUGAUACAACGAAUUCAAAUCUUUCUACAUCUACUACCGCCACCACUUCUACCACACGACGACAACCAUGUGUAGCCACAUCUUCACAACAAAAAUGUAUAAUAAGAAAGCCGGCACACGAAUCAUUCUCCAUGUUAACAACAACAAAGACCAAAAUAUUAGCGAUGAACAAACAUGCGAACUUAUCAGAGCAGAGGCGAAGAAAAAUAGAGUGCACGUGUACAACUCGCAUGAUGGUUGUGGUCGUUGGCUUGUUUCUGCUGGCCGAGCUGCCUCUUGCCGUCCUCAUUGUCAUCUACAACAUUGGAAACAUGAUGGAGUCAGAACUACUCACUCCCAACAUAUUCAGGAACGCCUCUUCAAUCAUCAACCUCAUGAUCCUCAUCAGCUACUCCGUCAACUUCGUCGUCUACUGCACCAUGAGUAGAGAUUUUAGGAACGCAUUCGCCGAUAGAAUGAAAAUCUGUUUCGCCUCAGUUACACAUUGCAGGAAAGUUCCUGAGAAGAACAAUCCAAAGGGCAGAACGCGAAGGUCAACUCAAGUCUCGGUGAUUGGAACAGCAUCUGCAGCUGCGAAGAAAAAAUGUUACAGCACGAUUCAGAAGAUGGAUGAGGUCGUCACUCUCCACCAUUUCAAACCUCCAACUGCUGCUGCUCUGGAAGAGGAUGAUGCUAAUAACAUGGGCAAGAUUAAUAACUUGCGGGCAGAAAAUAAUAACAACAUAAACAACAAUAACAACAACAACAACAGCAUUCAAGAUUCCGAUGGGAGUUUUAAUAAUAAGUCUAAAAACAUUAUUAAAGAUAGAAACAAAACCAACAAUGAAAAUGACGAUGAUGACGUCUUUGAAGCCAGCGGCAACCUCACAAACCUAGGUGAUCAUCAAAAUGAGGGCUUCUUGGUUGCUGGCCAGCUGAACGUGUUGCUCCUUUCUCUGGAUGAUGCCAAUCAAAACAUUGAAAGUAACAAUUUCUUUUUUCAACAAUUUGAUAACAACAACAACAUCAACAACAACAACAACAUCAACAACAACAACAAAACAAACAACGACGACGACGUUCAUGCGAACAACGACGAAACAAAUUGUUACACAUACAACAGCACUAAUAACAACAAAAACAACAACACACAAAGCAACACAAACGACCCAAACAACUACACAAAUGACAAUACAAAUGAUAAAUCCCACACUUUCGAUGUUGACGGCCACAAGAAGGAGAAAAAUGUUGCUAACGAUAAACACAAUGCUACUAGCUCCACUAACAAUUCUCAACAUACGUCUCUUCACCUUAUCAGUGGUAUUUUCAACAAGGUCAGCAACGACAUCAGCGCAAACGGUGGCACACAAAGCAACACAGAUAACAACAUAAAUAACAACAGCCUCAGCAGCACAAACAUCAACAGCACAAGAAGAAAUAGUAAUGACAUCACUAGCUUCAACUCAGCCAACGACUUGACUCUGGCACUGAUCACAAAGGAGGGCAGAAGGCCAUCCAACGACAGAAGAUCAUCGAACGAGCAUCAGCUGCCCCACAAGUACGGCAAACCACGCAGCAAGCGGCACAAAGCAUUCAAACACAUGACCGCCAGCGAACAGGAGUGGGUGAAGGACAAGAUGGCAGUUCAUUUCCUGAUGACGUCAUGA
Messenger RNA from Helobdella robusta, 3780 nucleotides. RefSeq lists its product as hypothetical. NCBI's taxonomy places the organism in Eukaryota, Metazoa, Annelida, Clitellata, Rhynchobdellida, Glossiphoniidae. The coding region runs from base 1 to 3780 and encodes 1259 amino acids. The transcript has 3 exons. Gene Ontology annotation, molecular function: G protein-coupled peptide receptor activity. The record is from RefSeq and is a predicted model, not a curated record.